AUGGCCGUCGACGUUGAGGCGGGCAAGCAAACUUCCCAGUCGAAAAACUUUGCCAGUGGCGGCAGCGGGAGCAAUCCAUUCGACGAUGCCGUCGUCCGCCGCGGCUUCGUCGCCAAAGUCUUCGGCAUCCUCUCGAUGAUGCUCGCCGUCACCUUUGGCAUUCUGCUCUUCUUUAUGUUUGUAAAGCCAGCAUCCGACUGGCUUCUUCACCACAUGACGGCCGUCUUCUUUCUCUCCCUGGCCGUCUACAUCAGCACGGCCAUUCCGCUCAUUUGCUGUCCGCACCUCGGCCGCCUGGUGCCGCUCAACUUCAUCGUCCUGGGCAUCUUCACGCUGGCCAGCUCCUUCAUGAUCGCCCCGCUGAUCUUCAGCUACGAGCUGGACGUGAUCCUCAUUGCCAUUGGCGUCACCCUGCUCAUCGUCGUCCUGGUGACCGUCUUCAGCGCCUACACCGCCAUCGACUUCACGCAGUGCUUCUGGGUGAUGGCCCUCGCCCUCUGCGGUUUUGUCCUCACCACCGCAAUCAUGUACGUGGUGAUGGCCUUCACCGGUGUACCAAAGUGGUACCUUCCGUUGGAGGGGGGCCUUGGCGUGGCCAUUUUCGUAUUCCUGCUCAUCUGCGACAUGCAGAUGAUGCUGGGCGGGCGACGAUUUCAGUACUCGCCCGAGGACUACGUCUAUGCCGCACUGAGCAUCUACGUAGAUAUUAUCAACCUUUUUCUCUACCUAUUAGAGCUUUUUGGCCCCUCUCGCUAG
Molecule: messenger RNA, 756 nt
Organism: Rhagoletis zephyria (snowberry fruit fly)
Lineage: Eukaryota; Metazoa; Arthropoda; Insecta; Diptera; Tephritidae
Source: RefSeq, a predicted model, not a curated record